AUGCGCAGCGAUCUGCUUUUGGAAAGAAGCAAUACGUCGCAAUGCCGGGCCGAUAUGCAAGAACCGCUGAAAAGAUCUCUCGAUUCUUCGUCGCGCCCUGCCCAACGCGAUGUAACUUUGAUUGCACUAUCGGUCGAGUUUCAGAAAUGCAGUACAAAAGCAAUCUCGAGUCCAUCCGGCCCCACCAUAGCACACUGCAUUCCAAAGUUUAAGUGUUUUGUAUCAGUCCUCCAAGUCGAUUACAAAAAGUCGACCAGCUCGCAAUAUCACCAAUCAGCUCCCAUGACAAAGGCACCAUGGUACCUCGCCGACUUCCACACCACGACCCGCAGUGAUCUUCCACAUAACAUACUACAACCUUGA
Bipolaris oryzae ATCC 44560 is the source of this 363-nucleotide messenger RNA. RefSeq lists its product as uncharacterized. The record is from RefSeq and is a predicted model, not a curated record. The transcript is spliced from 3 exons. The coding region runs from base 1 to 363 and encodes 120 amino acids. Lineage: Eukaryota; Fungi; Ascomycota; Dothideomycetes; Pleosporales; Pleosporaceae.